Messenger RNA from Papaver somniferum (opium poppy), 2218 nucleotides. RefSeq lists its product as uncharacterized. The coding region runs from base 1328 to 1666 and encodes 112 amino acids. Lineage: Eukaryota; Viridiplantae; Streptophyta; Magnoliopsida; Ranunculales; Papaveraceae. The transcript is spliced from 2 exons. The record is from RefSeq and is a predicted model, not a curated record.
ACUCUUUCUCUCUCCAAAACUUUUCCUCUCUCUAAAACCAAGACUCAACGAAGAACACUACUGAAGCCGAUUUGAGCAGAUCAAGCAUCAUAAAUCGUUCUCUUUCUUCUUGAUCUAUCUUUUGCUGUUAAAUUUUAAAGGUUUUAAUUACCGAUUGGGUUCCAUCAUAGUACCUGUUCUUGUUGCAAUUUUAUGUUUCUUCACCAUGGAUUUAAUGAUGAUUAUGCAGGUAUGGGCUGUGAUCUUUCACAGGGAAGAAAUCAAAGCAUACACACAUCUUCAGUUCUAAUAUAUGAAGAAGACAAAGCAACUCUAAUAGUAGUAGCAUCGGCAUCAACUCCACCUCUUUUCCCCCUGUUUAUGGUGGUGAUGGGUUUUUAUUUUGGCUUGUAUAUGAUCUUGAUGCUCUAGAUUGUUUCAACAAUCUAAGAACUGAUAGAUCUGUUUUUUUAUUGGUUAUUAGGGUUAUCUUUAGCAAUUACUGGAUUGGUUAUGUUCUUACUUAUGUGGGGGCUGUGAUAGUCUCAUUACCCGCAACAGCAAUUUCAGGAUUUCCUAUGUCAACAGCAAAUACAACAUGUUCACGAAAGAUAACAACAAAAACUUCAAGGUUACAGAAGACACCAACAACAAAUAGUUCCAGAAUACAAUUUCUGAUGAAGACCCAGACCGCGUCUGAAGAUCGAUUCUGUCCUCCGAUGAACGAUUCAGGUUAUUUUUGUUACUGUUACCGUUACUUUGAAAAAACAAGAGACUUACCCAUGUCAUAUUUUUUACCAUGUUUUAGAAAAAAAAAACAUGAGAAAUGGUUGGAUCAUUGUAUCCUAACAUCUCUGCUUAUUGUAGAUUUGUUAUAUGGUUUGGUUGUGCUACUUUCAACCAAACAAGACCAUUUAAACUAGUUAUGUUACUUAGAAGAUCAUAGGAAUGGUUAGGAUUCUACUUUGGAUUUUGUCCCGUAACUAUGUUGUUGAGUGGCUUCACUAUGUUGGUUGUCUGUUUAAAAUAUUUGUGAUGAUUGGAAACCUCUUUAUCAGUCCCGAUCACAACCAUGUAAUCUAUUCAGUUUUUAAAAUGGAAUAUUAUUAAUGUAUCUGAGGCUCGCCUCUUUUUCGAAAAAAAAAAAGUGUCAUCCAUUCCAAUUUAUUAUCACACGUAGCUAUCUCAGCGUUGUGUGUUAGUAGUUGUUUGAAUAUUUCGACUGCUAUUAGCUUAUCGUCCCUACACAAGUUUGUUUAUUUUUUCCUGGAUUUUAAUUAUUACGAUUAAAAAUUUGGAAGACCAUGUUGCUACCCUUAUUAAGACUUUAGAUUCUGUGCUUGCUGAGAUGAAAGAAGAUCGUCAAAGAGCUAGUGAAGAUCGACAAAGGGCCAUUGUAGCUUUGGAAUCUAUUGCAACCUUUUUCCAAAAGCAACAACAUAAUAUUGCUGAGAACAUCGCCGAGAAAGAUGACACACAACAUUCAAAUGGGAAUAAUGGUCGCAAUGGUGACGCCGGGACUGCUCUUGUAAUUCGUGCGAGACAUAUUAAUUUGAAAUUUCCUGUAUUCAAUGGAACUGAUCCUGAAGGAUGGCUUUUAAGGCAGAAUAAUAUUUUUCGUUGGCUGGUGUACAAGAGGCUAAAAAGAGUCACAUCAAAUCAGCAUUUUUCUUUCGGGACUUCGUGAAGAUAUAAGUGCAGGUGUUCGUAUGCUUCGCGCUGCAAGCUUAUCUGACGCCUUUGAUUUGGCAAUUCGUCAAGAGGAAGCUAUCGCUGCAUCAUCAAGGUUUAAAGCUACAAAAUAUAUACAGGAUGCAUCAACACCCACUACGACAAUUACAUCCAUUGCAAUUCCAGCUCGUUGAGUUUCUAAAUUCGAACAAGAUGAAAGGAGAAAGCAGGGUUUAUGCUUUAUUGUGACGAACUUUAUAAACCUGGUUAUCUAUGCAAACAGGCGAGCCACGUCUUACUAUUGGAAGCUGAUGCAAACAAUGAUGUUUUCAUAAUGAACUAUUCUAAUGAUCCAACUUGAGGACAAGUUACGCUUCAAGGGGUUGGGAAUGUUUGAGAAGUAACUUUAUUUUAGCAAAUUAUUCAUCUAUGUUUUGUUUUAGUUUUGAUCCAACUUGCGGACAAGUUGUGUCUCAAGGGGUUGGGGAUGUUGGGAUACCUACACCGGUUAGGAAUAUUAAUUAUUUUAGGAAUGGUUUUUAUGUUUCCUUAUUUAUUAUUUGCUUAG